Molecule: messenger RNA, 2620 nt
Organism: Symsagittifera roscoffensis
Lineage: Eukaryota; Metazoa; Xenacoelomorpha; Acoela; Convolutidae
Product: signal recognition particle subunit SRP68-like
Exons: 4
Coding region: 3-1868 (621 amino acids)
Biological process (GO): SRP-dependent cotranslational protein targeting to membrane
Cellular component (GO): signal recognition particle, endoplasmic reticulum targeting
Molecular function (GO): signal recognition particle binding; endoplasmic reticulum signal sequence receptor activity; 7S RNA binding
Source: RefSeq, a predicted model, not a curated record
AAAUGGCUACCCUUGAAAAAGAAUCUGCCACUAUUCCUAACGGAACCGCUGGCGAAUCGCACCCGAAAGCAGCUGCAAGCCACCAGCACAACACGGGUUCCAAGAAACUAUCUCUGCCAAUUCAAACUGUGGUUCAUGAGUACCAUAUGAAGCAUGGAUUACGUCACCAAGAUUUCUUCAGGUAUAGAGGAUACUGUUCGCGGAGGCUGAAACAUAUAAGGAAGGCUCUGAAGUUCACACAGUCGAGUCACAAGAAGCAUUUCCAGAAGCGACAGGUGAACGAAGACAAUAUCAAGGACCUGAGGUACCUGGAGAUCCUGCUGUUGAACGCAGAACGCGCCUGGGCUCAUGCCAUGCAACUGAAAGACGAAUCCGAACUGGAACCCCGUCGAGUGCACCAUUCAAUGCGCAAACUAAUGCACGCGUGCGAAAUAUCAGGAGUGCUGCUCAGAAUAUGCUCUGCAGAAGGUGGAAAAUGCAAAGUGGAUGCGCGGACUUCGAUCGAAGCGAAAGCUUAUCAUGAGUACAUGUUGGGAGUUCUAGCCCAGAAUAAACGAAAUUGGUCGGACGCGCUGAAGAGUUUCAAAAGUGCGCUCGCUUUGUAUGAGCGAAUUAAAGAACUCGUGACUGAGGAAAAACGUGAGGCUUAUGACGCACAAAUUUCCGAGGUGAAGCCUUUGAUCAACUUCUGUGCGUACAAUUUGGGCGAAUCUUUGGACGAAAAUCCAACUACAGUUACAGAGUUAGAGCUGGACUUUGAAGAUAAAUUGAAAAUGAUGUCGAAAAGUAACGUUGUGAACGAAGGCGACGUCAAAGCGACGAGUUUUGCAUGGUUAGGUCAAACGGUGCAAGUUAAGCUCCCGUUUUGGAGUACGUUCUUGACUUCGAUCGGAAAUUACAAACAGGAGAUAAGCAAGGCCCUGAAUGAUGAGGCAAAGAUUGGGCUGUUGGAUAGUUUGCUGGAUGAGACUCGUCAAGUUCAAGCUAAGUUGAAAGCUGAAGUGAAACAACAAAAAGACUACAAAGGCGACUCAGUUUCGAAGCCCAACGGAACUACAUCGGUUGAAAACCCAAUCAUGUUCCUUCUGGGUUACGUAACAUUCAUCAAACUAGCCAAUAGUGUGCAAAAGAAUCUGCUAUUUCUCUACAACUUGGUGUCAAAAGAAUCAGGGAAAAGUCUUUUUGGCGAAGCCGCGAAAAGACUGAAACCCCAAACAUUCCUGAAGUUCUUCGAGUCGUGUUCGGAGUUCAUAGACGAAAUUCUUAGUAUAGAAUACGUACAGUCGUUCGGAAGCUUCGAUAGCUUCGAGAAGAGUUUGCGGAUGCAACAAUCAGCGUUUUCGGCGUUUAGCAUAUACGAGCUAGCGAGGUGCUAUAGUGCGCAAAAUGAAUGGAAAAGUUCGUUAUCACUCUUUAGUAGGUCGAAAGAUUUAGCAAAUUCUGUGGACUUAAAAAGUUUAAAUGCUCCAGAAAUGGACGGGACUCUUAUUGAGCUAUUGGUACAUGAUUUACUCGCGUGUAUUGAUACUGAGAUUUAUAGUGCGUAUACGUUGUGUAUAUCGAAUCAAUUUGCAAAAGAAAUUCCUCCGCAAGGGUCGAGUUCAGCAGUUUCGAACGCAUCUACAACGCAGCCGCUUGACAAAAACCUAAACCAGUGGGUUAAAUUAUCACCAGCUAGCUUGAAAAAUCUGAAAAUAACAAGUAUGCCUCCCGAAUAUGUUGCAGUGCCUGCGAAGCCUUUGUUCUUUGACAUUGCGUCGAAUCAUUUGAGUUUGCCGACAGCAGUUCAGGAGAAAGUCAAUGCGUCUAGUCAGAAUAAAGGAGGAUUGGGUGGGUACUUCAGAGGCUGGUGGGGCGGAGGAAAGUAAACAAAAGGAACAACAACAUACACAAAAGCAGCAUCAAAGGAUAAGUGUAAAAGGAGAAACUAUACCCUGAAAAAUGGACUUGACUUACAGUGGUUAAGAAACUCAAAGAUCGAUUUUGCUUACGUUGGUAAAUUAUCUUGCUCUCAAAAUCUUGAACGCUCGUUUUCCUAAUGGCAGCUAAGGCUAAAUGUGUUAUGCGAAUUGGUAAUGGGAAUGCAUUUGUUUUUACAGAUAAAUGCGCUUGCAAAUUAAAUAUAGUUUUUGAUUUCUUGACGAAAUGAUUAAGUGGGGAAGUUUGCUGGUGGGGCGGGAGGAGGGGGUUGCUCAGGUUAUGGGUGGUUUAAUGAGCUGCGAACCCAAUGAACAAAUUAUAUUGUUAAUAUACGAGCAAUAUGUCAUCGUAUCAUUGUUUAAUUCAUUUUCAAAAGUUUAUCCGCCGAUGAAUGCUUACAAUGCCCAACUCUUUCAGAUAUUGAAGAAUUCAAUAGGUUUUAUGGAAUUGACCUUUUGCUUUAAAACUUGCUGUUUAUGAGGAAAAUACCUAAUUUUAAUCUGGAUGUAAAAUUUUAGUAGAAAGCGCUAAAGCAGUACCGUUAUUGUUGAAAAUAUCUUCUGUUGCAGAAUAAUUUUUUAUGUUAUGUAAAGAAAAAGGCAGUUUAAAUUUAAAAAUAUGUGCAAAUUUAUUUGAAUUGGUGCCUGACUUCGUGAGAUAAAUUAAUGAAGCUUCUGAUUAAUUCAUCUUUCGUUCAAAA